AGCUAUGCUCGGUGCGUAUUCAUACUUGCUUUAUCCCGUUUGUACCGUCCAACUUAUGCUAUUUAUGACACACACGCAAUAAGUUUGUAUCUUUGGACUCCAAAUAACCAUCAUUACUACAUUUCAAACGGAGUUGCAUCGAGAAAAGAUUGUUUAGAGUGAAAAGGUAAGAAAACUCUGCAGUGUGACGAACAACAAGAUCCUCAAAAUAGUCUUCUUACAAUCAGCCAUCAAAUUUCAGUUGCAUUUCUUCAGUGCUGUAGGAAAGCAGAUAUAACAUCAUAGUAUGGAAGAAAUGGAGGUGGCAGACUCGCCCCAAAGUGUGCUUGAAGUCUCAGUGCCAUACCAUCCCCAUAAACUACGUCAAGUUAACCCUAAAGUUGUAUAUGAUUCUUAUAAUGGCCACUGGAAGUGUGACAACUGCGGUCAGGAGCAUACACCAUCUUCCUAUCCUUACAACUGCUCUAAAUGCAGCUUUGACUUGUGUCAAUCAUGUGCCAAGCCCCAUCGAACUCCUGCACAUACACACCCUUUAUACUACGUCAACAGCUCAGAGGUAUUCUACCAGUCAACGUCUGGAGUGUGGCGCUGUAAUGCAUGCCUCAAAACUAGUCAGGAGCUGCAAGAUAGAUUUUCUUAUCACUGUAGCUUGUGCGAGUUUGAUUUGUGUACAUCAUGCUUCAAUCCUCAAAGACAUCUUGUACACCAUCAUCCACUGAGAGUUGCCCAUACAGAUAUUGUGUACAGCCACACCGAUGGGAAUUGGGUGUGUGAUGUCUGUCGCCAGACAAGUCGCAUCAAUGAGAGGUUCUCUCAUCAUUGUGAGGAUUGUGAAUUUGAUGUCUGCCGUGACUGCUUUCGCAAGCACAUCAUUCCAAGCCAUCCUCAUCCGUUGGUGCGAGCAGAUGCUACUUAUGUUUAUGUGCAGUUCAAUGGAGGAUGGCGUUGUGAUGAGUGUGGUUCAGUCCAUGGACCAUCAGAUGAUUUCAGACCGUGGCACUGUCGAGAAUGUGAAUAUGAUAUCUGCAAUCAGUGUUUGAUGCGGCUGGAUCCUGAUUAUACAGUUACAUCAACCGAUGUUGCAGGACCACCCCCAGGAGUUGGUGGAAAUGGUUACCGACUAAUGUCGGCUGUUAAUCAUCCUCACCAAGAUAGAAUGAAUGUUGCUGAAGAGCCUGUUGAGCCAAAAUCAAUGGAGGGAAACCUAUCAGAGAGUGGCAAAUUUAUCACCACCCCUACAGAGGAUGAUGAAUAUGCGCAUCUUUGCAUCAUUUGCCUGGAAAAUCCCAAAAAUGCCACCUUAAUCCAUGGAGAUACUGGACAUCUUUGCUGUUGCUGGUCAUGUGCACAGGUCCUCAAGAGGCGUUGUGACCCAUGCCCCAUUUGCCGCUCACGGAUUGAUCAUGUUAUAAGGCAGUAUGGAGCCUAAUCUUACUUUGCACCAGGAGAUAUCCAAGCUUUUGUACAGUACUUUGCACAAGGUCAAAAACUUGAACCAUAGUAUAGAAUUCUUAACUCCAAAUGAUUGAAAACAACGCAGCCAAAUUGUUGUUUCAGACAUUUUCAUGGCAGGCUAAUGAUGGGAUACUUCUCAAGUGUUAUAUGAUCAUUGUUGGCUCAAGACACAAAAUCAUCAAUAUGACAACCAACAAUAAGUGUGCAUCAAAAUUCAGCUUGGGAAAAAAGAAGCCUUCAUUUGGUUUAUAAUUGGGUAUGGAUGCUGUUUAAAGAAACAGCUGCCUGGACAAUCUUAUUAAUACCUAUACUUUUUGAACUGGGGAAGCCUUUUUAAGCACUUUGUAGGAUAUAGUGCCAAGCACUGUAGUAUGGUGUUUUGUUCAAGAAAGUGUUCUCUGAUAAGAGGUCAAAAUGGCUCUUCCUUGCUAAAUAUUAUGAUCAGCUGAUAUUAUCAGUUACUGGACAAUCAAAGGAAAUACAGAGCAAGGGAUGAAUGGACAAAAAGAGAGAUUAUACUAAUAACAUGGACCUAGUACCAAAUCACUAAAAUUAUUAUCCUUAUGUUGAUAAUGCAAUUAGGUGUAAUAUGCUUGUUGAAACUUAUUACGACAGGAAGAAUGACUAUGUGCAGUUAUGGCAGGGGCCUUGCCAUGGUAACGGCAUAUCAUAUAUUGCCAUAGUAAUGUCCAAUAGGUCAAUUCUUAAAGUUUUUUAGUUCAAGUCUAGAAUAGAUAUUAAAUACAUACGUAUAUACAUACAUUAACUUUAUUUUCACUCAAAUUUCCUAUAGCUUAAAAGGUGAUAACAAUUCUUAUUGCAAUGGUUAUUUACAAAUCGAAAUUAAGGGUGGUAAUAGCCCUCUUGAAAGGUGCGUACACAGGGGGGUGCACAGGGUGCUGGCGCACCCCCCUUGGCGGCCAAAAAGAUGGUCAUUUCUUAUUAAGGGAUCUUCAAAUACUAUGAUUUUUCCAUAUGAUACCUAAGACUGCGCACCCCCUACCCCCCACCCUCCUCGGACUAUCCUGGGAACGCGCCUGUUCUGUCUUACACUUUCAGAUUGAUCGUUCAAGUUCUUAGUUUUAGGUGCUGGCAGUCUUAGAAUAUUUAUUUCGUGAAGUCAGUAAUUCCUUGAAAUAAAAGUUUUUAUCAACCAAGAAUUUAUCGGCUCAUCGCUACUGCUUUGGUCUCCCCAUUACAUAGGGUGGUAGGUGGUAAUCUGGUAAUUAUGUACCACGAAACCUGUAAAUAUUUGUACGUGGAAGCCUUGAAAAAUUUUUUUAUUAUCUCUGUUUCUGGCAAUCCCAAGCUGAGACAAAGAUGCAGGUUAUCUUUUUUUAGCAACUUUUAACAACUUUCUUGUAUAUUAUGCUGUGAGGCUUAGCUUAGAUGCCGUUCUUUUCAUGUUCUGUUCUGAAUGAACGAAGUCGUUUGUUUCAUCUUAAUUUGCAUGCUCUUGCAUUUGGAACGGCACAUUAAAAGAACGGCGUCUCAACUAGGCAUUUGUUCCCCUCCCCCUAACCUGCUUUACGGUACGAAUAAUAUAAAUGGUACGAAUAAUAUAAUUAGUACGAAUAAUGUAAUUGUUCAAUGAUUUUCACUAGUGCUUAUCAUUAAUUUGAACAAUGUGUAUGUAAAAUCUCAAAAUGGGGAUUGAUAAAAAGUAAGCAUAUUUUAUAUGCUACACAAUAAAAGUACAUUUAGUAUGUAGAUGUAACAUUGGUAGUAGCUUGUGGAACCAAUAUAAUUACAGAAGCUCUUUACAAUAUUAAAUAUGAAUAAAAAAGAAGUAAAUGGUUACCACAGCUUCA
Messenger RNA from Nematostella vectensis (starlet sea anemone), 3266 nucleotides. RefSeq lists its product as uncharacterized. The record is from RefSeq and is a predicted model, not a curated record. Bases 287 to 1429 code for a protein of 380 amino acids. Lineage: Eukaryota; Metazoa; Cnidaria; Anthozoa; Actiniaria; Edwardsiidae. The transcript is spliced from 5 exons.